AUGCGCCAGGCUAUGAUGCAACAUCCUCAUCCUCCUCCUCAGACGUCUAUUCUACAUUCAGCUAACCUGGAGGAUUUGACCUCCCUGACCUCCGAGUCUGUAGGAAGGAAAAUCUGGAAAGAAUCUAGAUAUGAAAAUGAUGAUGAGGAGAAAACUGUUGAAUGUGCUCAGUUUGAUAACGAGCUGAACCUUGAAGCAGGCGAUAUGGUUGAUCUUCUUCGACACAUAGAUCAUGAGUGGUUAGAAGGAGAGUUGGAUGGAGAACGCGGUAUUUUCCCAUUAUCAUACGUCACUAUCAUAAACGAUACUCCAGACACGUGCGAUAAAACCGGUUUAUCAUCUUACACUUCAGAUCUAGAACUUCUCAACAUAAAUUCACAGGCCUUUACUGAAAAUGGAUUUGGUUUACUUCAAGCAGGAGCAAUGUAUUCUUUGCUCUACAGUUUUACUCCUGAACUUGACUCAGAUCUGAGAUUAGAAGCCGGAGAAUCGGUUCAGAUUAUUAAACAGACUGAUGAAAACUGGUGCUGGGUUGAAAACCAAGAUGGCCGGACAGGAUUCUGUCCAAUCAAUCAUCUUGAUCUAGAACAGCAGUCUCAACCUAGACUCAACCUAGACCUAGUCCAUCUCCAUCAGCUGGGGGUCAAUCAGAACCCCGAGGAAAGAUCCGUCCUGAAUCAAAGUUUACCAGAUUUAAACGCGUCUGAUAUCUCUUUGGAUCUAUUCUUCGGAGGUUCUAUGCAAAGUACACCUGGAGCCAGGUCCCACAGUACUGAGGUGCAUACUGGAGAAGGAUCAAGAACUGGAGAAGGAUCAAUAAGUUCUGACCUGAAAGGAUUUGAUCCUUUGUGUAGUCCUGAUCAAGAGAUCGCUCAAUUGGAAUCAGAAUUGAUCAACAAGGUGAGAUGUCCUCCUUCAAUACCUUCCAACCCUCAUGUUAAUAUUAUUAAAGGUCUUCCUUUAGACUCCACACAGCCUAAGCCUAGGAACAGGUUUGGGAAGAGUGUAAGUUUGGAGAGAAAACAAAACCUUGAUUCCUUUAUAUCAGAAAACUUGUAUAGCCUUAAUCACAGAUGCAACACUGCCAGUAAACCAAGAGUGCUACAAAGCCAGCAAAACAUCAAAUCCUUUGAUUUGGCAAGUUCAGUUCUAUCAGAGCUGAGGGGUCGACAGCAACCCAAGCUGACCCAGCAGAGAGAACCUAGGUCACCCAUCCGUAGACCGGCCCCUGAGCCCCCUAAAAAACUAAGAAACAUGCUAUUACCAAACCAAACCUCAAAAAAACCGCAAAACGAAGAGUUUAACUUUUUUAAGUGCGGAAAACAAGAAAGCACACAAUCCCAAAUGCGCAAAGCCCCGUCACCACCAAGACCCGGGUGUGUAUUGACUCCACCCCCUCCUUCUAAGAAAGCCCCAUCCCCUCCUUUAUCAUGUAGUCCUUCAGUGCCUUCCCUGCAAUACAGUGUAGGGGACCCAAGCAGUAUCUAUGCAAGAGUUGAUAAAUCCCGAAGAAAGGAAGAAGCUGUAAAUGAACACAGGAAAACAGAUGGAAAAGAAACAGUUGAUGAUAAUCUUGGUGAAGAUAAAAAAGAAGAUCGAGAUUCUGUUUAUAGCUUGUGGAAUUCAGGUGAAAAAAGUUUUUCGAGGUAA
Eurytemora carolleeae is the source of this 1650-nucleotide messenger RNA. RefSeq names its product dynamin-binding protein. The record is from RefSeq and is a predicted model, not a curated record. Bases 1 to 1650 code for a protein of 549 amino acids. Lineage: Eukaryota; Metazoa; Arthropoda; Copepoda; Calanoida; Temoridae. The transcript is spliced from 12 exons. Gene Ontology annotation, molecular function: protein binding.